GCAGUAUCUAAAUAAAACUUUAUACAAACACAGUCCUUUAUGUCAACGGUAGUCGAAUGUUUAAAUCACAGUUGAUUGAGAUUUAAAAACAUGGCGAUUUGUGUUUAUAUGGUCCUUUAUUAUGGUAUCGGAGAAGUCAUUGUGAUUAUCGACGGAGGAAAUCAAAACACAAAUUUCCUGCAUCAAGGGGUUAAUAUCACGAAAUUGAAUGGUCAUUUGGAUAUAAUAGAAUGUACUUUUAACAAGGAUAUAUCAUUCCGGAAAAGAAACACAGCAACCAAUGAAGAUACUAUUUUCGCUGAGUGUUUUACUGCUGAGCGAGAUUGUUUCGUCUUGAAUGGAACAUUUGCAGAAAAUAUUAGAAAACCACUGUAUACAGGACAUGGUGGAAUUAUUAUAAUUAAACAACUCAACGAAGACACGUAUGGGGACUACACUUGUUACGAAACAUACAACACGAGCAACGAAGCUUCCAUAUCAAUCGAAAGGCCAAAAAUAAAAACAAAUGAAGGGACUUCUGAAACCCCAAACAAACGAACUUGUAUGUGCCUGAUAUGGAUCACCCGGUCAAAUAUAUCAAUUCUUUGGAGAAAAUUUACUCAAACGACUCACACAAACUGUCGAUCUUCGUCGUCAACUUUGUCCAGUGCAGCCUCCAACGUUUACACAAUCAGUCGCUCUCCAUCGUCAAUUUCGCCCAGUUUAUCCUCCUCAAACGAUUCGAACAGCAGUGGAGGAAUUUCCCGCCCGAUUACACCAUCUUCAAACAACAGGACCGAUAUUUCAAGUCCUAUCGAGAAUACUGGAAUGCUUACUGAUCUACCGCCGGCGGACAUCGCAGUCUAACGGUGUAGGGUAUAUCGCUUUUGCAACACGACGACCUUGGCGAUUUAAACUUUCAUGAAUAAGAACGUAGUCACAAAACAUAAUAACAUAAAUACACGAUUACUCAUUUGAAUGUUAGAAAUGCUUAAGUUAGCAUUUUCUAUUACGCGUUGUGUAUGCCAUUCAGAAUAGAUCACUAAACAUUAUAAGCUAAAACGACAUUAACGAAAGAUGACAUAUGUUCAGCAUUUUCAAGUGAAAAAUAGCAUUACUAUGGCGUGCGUAUUUUUCUAUAAAAACACAAUGCUAGAUGUGAUAUAUAACGUUUGUUUAGAAAUGCGUUGGAAAUGAGACAACAAGGAUCGAAAAGAGUGAACAAUAAGUACAUGUAUAUGUAUAUCGAAUAUCAUCGAUUUACAGCUUUCUAAGUGUUACUUCUUCUGUUAACAAAAUUUAGCCAUUACUGUUUGAUAAACUUCUAUAUCGUUAGAAAUGGUAUAUUUGAUCUUUCAGAUUAACACAAUUUUGCGAAUAUACCGGCGUAUAUCAAGGUCCUCUCUUAUUUGUAUAUGUCAUGUUAGUGUAAAGAAAAUAAUCAAUGUACCGCACCGUGGAACGACUCAUUUUUUAUUUUAACAAAUUUCAUUAAAACAUAAAUAUACAAAAACGUAUACGGGUACAGGCAUUCAAUUAUUAACAAAUAAAUACGAAGAUGAAUUUAACUAAAUUAAAUUCAUUCUAGCUGAUGCAAAUCAAACAAUAAUCGGACAAUUUGCAACGCCUGUAUACAAGCGACCAUAAUUCAAUUGGCCUCCUUAAAUUAAGUCGUUUGUCUUGUAUUGAUUGUGCGUUGUUAGUAUAGUUAAUUAUUUUCUUUAUAGACCGAUGCUAUUAAUAUAACUUUUAUAUUCCGGAAUAUAUGUAUAUACUUGUUUCAUCUUGAACAAUUAUCAUGAGAUUUAAAUAAGCUAUUGACUUGUAAUUAUUUUAUUACUAUGUAGUUUUGCACAUUAAACGCUUUCAGUAUAGUAAAAUUCGUGCUUUGCUUUAUUUUUAAAUAAUAUGCAGAAUUGUUGCUGUUGUUGUUGUGCUAUGUUUUAGCUCAUAUUGUUGUUUAUCGGUAUAUACUAUGGCGCAAAACCUGAAUUUAAUAGCACAUUCUUACACAUAAAUGAUUCAUUCAAGCAGUGUUGCGAAUUGGUCAAUUGUGUCAACUUGUGACUGAACAAAUGUUUUUAAAUGUUUGAAAUAUAAUGACAAGCAGACGUAGGCGAAGUAUUUGAUAUACUAUUUACCAAGUGUGACGAGCGUUAACUGUUUGUCAUACAUAAAGAUUUAAUCUGUUGCAAACAAACCAAUUGUUCUUUGCAUUAACGAUUUUAAUUACAAACCGGUGAAUGUAAACAUAAGUUUGCGCUUGAUAAAUCAUGCUUCAAAAGUCUUCCUGCUAGAAAUAUAUGAUCAACAUAAUGAACUUUGUUUGUAAUUUUGAACUUACAUUUUUUUACAAUAUUAGUAUUAUAAUAUGCUAUAAGUUACGGUACGUUAUGUAAAGGGGUUGGAUGUGUGGGAA
Dreissena polymorpha is the source of this 2398-nucleotide messenger RNA. RefSeq lists its product as uncharacterized. NCBI's taxonomy places the organism in Eukaryota, Metazoa, Mollusca, Bivalvia, Myida, Dreissenidae. The transcript has 9 exons. The coding region runs from base 91 to 846 and encodes 251 amino acids. The record is from RefSeq and is a predicted model, not a curated record.